Oncorhynchus keta (chum salmon) is the source of this 684-nucleotide messenger RNA. RefSeq names its product protein FAM174C-like. The coding region runs from base 271 to 684 and encodes 137 amino acids. Gene Ontology annotation, cellular component: extracellular region. The transcript is spliced from 2 exons. The record is from RefSeq and is a predicted model, not a curated record. Lineage: Eukaryota; Metazoa; Chordata; Actinopteri; Salmoniformes; Salmonidae.
AUUGUAAAUGAAGGUAGACCCACCUGACAGUAAAAUAAGACAUGUAUACAUUUAAACGUUAAAACGUACACGAAUACCCGUGACACUGCUGGACAACUGCGUCACUACAGGAAGAACUUCCCAGUGGAUGAAUGUACUUAUCAAAACAAACAAAACCACGUAUGCUUUCAACGAAAUGCUCGAGUGAACUUGCUAUUACCUCGAUUGAAACAACGUGCCGAUUUAAUUCUAGUGUUACUCCAUCUUUUUUAGUGUUAACCAACAGCAAAAAUGCAAUUUCAAGGAGCCAUGAGGAUUAUUUUACCGACGUUGUGGGCUAUUUCAACCAUAGCAGAGGAAUCCACGAUGUCGCCAACAGGCAUUAUUACUACUGCCAUCAACACCAAACAUAUCACGAAUUCGAGUGCCAACAACACGACGUCCAAGAACAAUCACCGCAACUUUUUCAACGCUUUCAAUGUAGAUAAUUCAAUGAUACAAAGAACAUUGUAUGUCCUUAUUGGAAUCACCACAAUUGGAGUGCUCUAUUUCCUCGUGAGAGCUGUGCGGCUGAAGAAAACAACAACCUCUCGGAAGAAAUAUGGCCUGUUGUCAAACUAUGAUGACAGCUUGGAGAUGGCUGCUCUGGAGAGUGAUGAGGAGGAGGACGACACUGUAUAUGAAGCCAGGUCCCUGAGAAAGUGA